Molecule: messenger RNA, 1954 nt
Organism: Cryptotermes secundus
Lineage: Eukaryota; Metazoa; Arthropoda; Insecta; Blattodea; Kalotermitidae
Exons: 2
Coding region: 24-782 (252 amino acids)
Source: RefSeq, a predicted model, not a curated record
CACGAAUUCAGUUGUGAGGGGAAAUGGGAACAAUGCUGAUACAUUUGCAGCUGAUUGCGGUCCUGGCCAUCUGCUCCUCUUCUGGGUACCGCUGGAAGCGUGGUUUUCACGACUACCCGCACGGCGUGGAGACUAUUGAUCUGGGCAGGGCAGAGGAGACUACUCACACCAUUCGGUUCCCACUGCCUGUACGAACCGUCAGGGUCACCAAGACAGUCGCCGUCCCGGUCCCGGUUCCCUACCCAAUUCGACGGGACGUCCCUGUGCCUGUGCACGUCCCUAAACCAGUGCCCGUCCCUGUAUCGUACCCUGUCCCUGUACCGCAUCCUGUCCCUGUCGCUGUGCAGCAACACGCAGAACCUGUAAGACUUGUGUUGUAUGACGCCGGAAGAUCCCUAGGAGGUUAUGAUGGCUACUCUGGUGCCACCGGCAGCACAGGAGCCACCAUAGGGCACCACGAAGGCUCGAUAGGUGUGGUUGUGGGUGCCAGCUACGGGGUUUCAGCUCCAGUUGGAGCUGAUGAGAAGUACCCCGGUACUGUCGUCAAUGAACCUGUUGGUGUCAAGAAGUACACUAAUACCGUCGUACCAGGUCAAGGCCAGGGAUCGUAUAAUUAUCAGAACAGUUAUCAGAGCAACGGAAGUGAAGGAAGCUCUGGUAACGGUGGCUCAGCUGAUAGUUACAGUAUUACCAAAUCCAUUGAGCCGAGUUAUGAUGGAUCAGCCUCAGAAGGAGGAGCAAACAGUAUACAGGGCUAUGAAGAAGAUGCGAAAGGGAAAUAGAUCAGUGUUUAACCCAUUGAAUGAAAAAAUUUGAUGAAUUUGAAUCCUUGUUGUUUUCUUUCUCUCUUAUGUUUACUCUUGCCAAAUUACUUUUUUGUAAAUCAGAUGGACUUUACCUGCCAGUCUAUCCGCUAUAUCUGAGGAGUGUUAUGCAAAGGAGAGAAGGGUCCAGAUGGUGUUGUUAUAGUAAUUCUGUUUAGAUCCCUUACCUGAGCGAUUUCCAGCAGCAACUUGGCUAUUACAGGCGAGCAUCAUAAAUACUAAAACCCAAGAACGGAAACAAAUGACGUAUUAAUAAAAGCGAUUAACUAAUUAGUUCUGAGGUGAACGGUCAGUUUCCCCCUCCACUUCUGAUUCGUCUUUCAUUUCGUUCACCAUUUAAUAUUUAUUACACAUCCCAUUUUUGAGUAACAAAUUAAAAAGUAAGGAAAUAAGACCGAUUUGAAGGUUGUCAGGUGUUUUAAGAUGUUAUUUAUAAGGUAAAUGAGCUUUCGGGUAGGUCAGGUUGGGAUCAUUGUCUCACGGAAAUGCAGCGUUCUCCCAAUUACCGCAGCCGUAAGAUUUUGUAAUGCUGUUAAUUGUGUUCCUCCAUCGACUGGAAAUGUGAAAAAUGAAAGCUAAUAAUCAGAAAAUGGAGAACGAAAAAGGAAAACUGUUGUUAUUUUCUUCAAUCUUCCACUCAAAAUUGAGAGAAGAGCUUCCCUUAAGGUUAUCAGAUUUUUUGGAAUAUGGUAUUGAGCUAGAUAAAUAUAUGUGGCAGUGACGUAGGUACGUAAUGCCCCAAAAGUUUGUAAUCAGAAAAAAACUAUGAUAUUUUAUUUUGUUUUACUGUAGGUUUCCGACAUAUUCACCGGUAUUAUUUGUUCCUGCCUUUGUUUUUGUCUUAAUUAAGUAUGAUAAUUGCACCAAACAAAAGCAAGGCCUAGGAGCAAGCAGCCUCUCUGCAGAUAAUAAUACAUAUUGUAGCGAUAUUAGGGCAUAAGCAUAUAAACUUCGAAAACUGUUUUGGUAAGAAUAAUUUUUGUUUAUUAUAAUUAUGCUACGUACAUUUAUGCGGAACAUUAAUCUUUUUGUAACCCAUCACGAAUAGUUUUAGAAAGGUUCUGUAACACUGAGCUUGUUAAAAAAAAAGCAGGGUGUUGCAUAUACAGUAGAACUUGGUUAUAACGUCA